Molecule: messenger RNA, 3177 nt
Organism: Menidia menidia (Atlantic silverside)
Lineage: Eukaryota; Metazoa; Chordata; Actinopteri; Atheriniformes; Atherinopsidae
Source: the annotation of a GenBank genome assembly
AGGCAGAGAUCCUUGUGGCUGUCCUAGAAAACCAUGCUGUGCUGGGGAAAUGCCUCCUUUGGGCAGCUCGGCUUGGGGGGGAUUGACGAGGAGAUAGUGGUUGAGCCGCGGAAAUGUGAAUUCUUUCACGGGAAGCAAGUGACAGACGUGGGCUGUGGCCGCCGGCACACGGCGUUCCUGCUGGAGGAUGGGACCGUGUACACCUGUGGCUGCAAUGACCUGGGACAGCUGGGCCACGAGAAGUCCAGAAAGAAACCAGAACAGGUGGUGGCAUUGGACGCACAGAUUAUCAUGGCGGUGUCGUGUGGGGAGUCCCACACGCUCGCCCUGAACGACAAAGGGCAGGUUUUCUCUUGGGGUCUUGGCUCAGACGGUCAGCUGGGCUUGAAUAACUUUGAAGAAUGUAUUCGUGUGCCCAGAAACAUCAAGAGUUUGUCAGAAGUACAAAUCACUCAGGUAGCUUGUGGGUCUUGGCACUCUCUUGCACUAUCAAAAGGAGGCCAACUCUUCUCUUGGGGCCAGAAUCGAUAUGGCCAACUCGGGCUGGGACUAAUUGGAAAGAGCAUCUCCACGCCCCAGAUCAUCCAGUCUCUUCAGGGCAUUCCUUUUGUCCAGAUAUCAGCCGGUGGUACUCACAGCUUCUCUCUCACGCUCUCAGGAGCGGUGUUUGGGUGGGGGUGCAACAAGUUUGGCCAGCUGGGUCUCAAUGACUGCAAUGACCGGUGUUUCCCAACGCUCCUGAAGUCACUGAGGUCACAGAAAGUCAUUUACGUCUCCUGUGGAGAAGAUCACACAGCAGCACUCACAAAGUUAAGGGGCGUGUUCACUUUCGGAGCCGGAGGAUAUGGACAAUUAGGGCAUAACUGCACAAACCAUGAAAUCAACCCCAGGAAAGUGUUUGAGCUCAUGGGAAACGUGGUCACGCAGAUCGCAUGUGGAAGGCAACACACGUUGGCUUUCACGCCCUCCUGUGGGAAGAUGGAUUCCUUUGGGCUGGGAGGCAACGGUCAGCUUGGUACGCGCUCCACAUGCAACAGAAAAAGCCCUGCGCCCGUCAAAGGGCCCUGGGUAGCCACCGGCGCUUCAGCAGAGGGGGACAUGAAACAAAGCUGUUAUGUGAAAAGAAUCUAUGCUGGAGGAGAUCAGAGCUUUGCUCACUAUUGCACUUCGGCUAACCUUCAGAGCAGAGAUGACGGCAAGAUGCAAGACGUCAAUAGGAAGAUUUGCUCCCUGAAUGAGGUCACCGUACAAAAAUGGCUGAGCCCCUCACCAGGAAGACUCCCACCAGAAAUCUCCAAUGAGAUUGACCUGGUGUUCUCCUCAGCGAGCUGCCUGAAUGGAUCAUUCCUCUCAACAAGUCAUCCAGAUCACUACAGCACCAGCGGUAAAUGCUCAGGGGUGGAUAUGAACAGCGCUCGCGUACUGUUCCACAGAGUCAUUCAGCCGGACCGGCCGGAGAUCGCUCAGCAGGUCGCUGCCAGUUUGGAGAAGAACCUGAUUCCACGGCUGAGCAGCUCUCCUCCAGACAUCGAAGCACUCAGACUCUACCUCACUCUUCCAGAAUGUCCGCUGUUCAGCGACCGGAGCAAUUACGUGACCAUCACUAUCCCAUUUGCCAAAUGCGUCCUCAGCCUGAAAGAGGCGCCGCUAAAGGUGUUAGGAAACUGGUGGUCCACUUUUGAGCCCCCGGCCUUCCAGAGGCUGGUCAAUUUAUACAAGGAGGUGGUGGUGUACCUGCUCCAGAUGCAGAAGGUGGGCAUCCCCGCCGUGGAGCAGCGGAUUUUCAGCUGCUUCUUGGACACGUCCCUUCGAUUCCUGGAGAUCCUGCACAAGGUGAACGAGAGAGCAGGGCACAUCAUUCAGUAUGACAAGUUCUACAUUCAGGAGCUGGACGACCUGAUUGACAUCAGAAAUGACUACGUGACAUGGAUUCAGAGGCAGAUGUACCCACUGGGUCAUGAUGGCGUGGUCACUCUGUGCAAGUAUCCCUUUGUAUUCGAUGCCCAAGCCAAGACGGCGCUGCUUCAAACCGAUGCCGUCAUACAGAUGCAGAUGGCUGUGGAUCAGGCGCAGAUGCAGAACUUCAGCUCCAUGUUCAUGCCGGCCGUGGAAUCGGUCAACCCGUGCCUCAUCCUCAUCGUUCGGAGGGAAAAUAUUGUCGGGGACACCAUGGAAGUCCUGAGGAAGUCCAAGAAUGUUGACUACAAAAAACCGCUGAAGGUGAUUUUCGUGGGAGAGGAUGCAGUUGAUGCAGGAGGGGUGCGAAAGGAGUUCUUCCUCCUCAUUAUGAAAGAGCUUCUGGAUCCCAAGUACGGGAUGUUCCGCUACUACGAGGAAUCCAGGCUCAUAUGGUUUUCGAACAAGACCUUUGAGGACAUCGAUUUGUUCAACCUCAUCGGGGUCAUCUGCGGUCUGGCCAUCUACAAUCUCACCAUAGUGGAGCUCAACUUCCCUUUGGCUCUUUAUAAAAAGCUUCUGAAAAAGAAGCCAACGCUGGACGACCUGAAAGAGCUCAUGCCAGACGUAGGAAGGAGCCUGCAGCAGUUACUUGACUACGCAGAGGAUGAUGUCGAGGAAACCUUUUGCUUGAAUUUCACUAUCACGGAGGAAAAUUAUGGUGCCACAGAGGUCUUGGAACUUGUUCCAAAUGGCGAGGAGAUCAACGUCAACAAUGCAAACAGGCAGGACUUUGUCAACGCCUACGUGGACUACGUUUUCAACUCGUCGGUGGCCCCGCUGUUCGAGUGCUUCCAUGCGGGCUUCCACAAAGUCUGCGGUGGGAAGGUUUUGGAGCUGUUUCAGCCGAGCGAACUGCAGGCCAUGGUCAUAGGAAACGCCAACUACGACUGGACGGAGCUUCAAAAGGGCACCGAAUACAAAGGAGAGUACUGGGCCGAGCAUCCCACCAUCAAGCUCUUCUGGGAGGUGUUCCACAAUCUUCCUUUAGAGAAGAAAAAACAAUUUCUCUUGUUCCUCACAGGAAGCGACCGCAUACCCAUAUUAGGCAUGAAAAGCCUGAAACUGGUGAUCCAGCCAACCGGUGGAGGGGAGCAGUACUUGCCUGUAGCUCACACCUGCUUCAACCUGCUGGACCUUCCCAAGUACACAAGCAUUGAAACACUCAGAGAGAAGCUUUUAGAAGCAAUAGAUCACAAUCAAGGCUUUAAUCUGGUUUGA